GUAACCGGGCGGUCGUGGCUCUUGAAAAUAUGAUUUACCAAAGUCAGAUUGUAGAUAGCGAAAAAUUUGUGACCUGCACGACGGCAAUAUAAUUAAUGAACACGCUAUUCCAAAACGGUUUCAAGACGUUCAGAAGCGGUGAUUUCAGAUUAGAAAGUAUGGAGGAAAAUAGGUCAAUUAAGAUUGGCGAUAAUGAUACAAAUAACCACGUUAACACUUUCGCGGUCGUAAACCACGGCGAAACUACGGUCGGGUAUAGUACUUGCCUACUCGAUGAAAAAUUGCUUGUAUCUAAUGUAACCAGGAACGGAAGCGUAAAUGAUAAUUAUUCGCGGAAAUGUUUAUUUAUAGCAAUUUUAAUCGAUUUAAUAUUUAAUAUAUGCACGUAUAAUAAUAUUCAAAUAAUUUCACUGAUAUUAUUCGAUCGAUUCUGUCAUUCGUGAAUUUCAAUUAAAAAAAAAAUUAUACGAAUACUAUCUGGAAUUUAACAAUUUUUGGUUUUAUAUCACAUUAUUUGCAAUAUAUACCGUGGUCGAUACCAUCGGUCUGCAAACAUUUGAAUUUGACCAGAGGCUUUGUUUAAUUUUUGUUAUUCGACGAGCACACCGACCGGAAGCAAUUUUAUUUAAAAUUAAUUAAAAUAUAACGCUAUUAGGGGGGCGAACGCCUUUCGAAAAGUUUCGAUGCCGCUGCAAUGGAGGUUAAAGGGUGCUGAGAAGUUGCAAAGUUCGCCGAGGGGGAAUAGUUUUUCCGCGAUUAGCCUCACGCCAUCGAUCGGAUCGAAAACUAUUUUAAGCGAACGGAUAGAAAUGUAUUUUAUUCCCGAUGAUUUCCGUACGAAUUUCAAGAACAACGGGCAACGUUAAGGGGGGGGGGGCUUCGAAAUUGAUCGACAAUGAAAAUACCGAUUUACGUUAAUGGAACCGACAGUGUGCUAGAAUCGCGUGCAUAUCGAUGAUUGGACAUUGUCUCCGGCGUAAGUGUUGCGUAUCGACGUAAAAGCGAUACACGAACGAAUUUAUUGACCGAUCCAAUAUUCCCGACGUGUCGGAGAACAUAUCGUAGCGUUAAAUUAGACGCGAAGAGUUAAUCUUUUCAGUCCUCCCGGCUCCUCGAUCGUCCGUGGGUCUCGAGUGGCGGUAUAAUGCCCGCGAUAAUAGCCCCCCGCGACACAAUGGAGACGCCGUGGAACGCGUCGGGGCACGCGGUGCCUGCCUGGACGCCAGCGAGCCGCGAAACGGAAAACAAAAGGCGGGCUGUGUGUCGUCAAAGAGGCGACAAAUUCACGCGAGGGACGCGCGUCGCUGGGCAAAGGAUCAAGAUGUUGUUGCUCGCGUUAACGUGCGUUCUCCAAGCGCUCGUGGUGGCUAUUAACGGAAAUUGGAUUUCAUCGGCCACGGAUAAGAGAAGCCUGUCGCCGGGCAGGGGAGUCGAGAGGAUAGUCGGCGGAGAAAUCACCGAUAUAAGGAAAUAUCCGUUUAUCGUCUCGAUCCAACGGCGACACUUUAGUCAUAUAUGCGGAGGUUCUUACAUAGCACCGAGAUUCGUUUUGUCAGCCGCUCAUUGCAUGGAAGGAACCGGUACUUAUCUUCGUCAUGUUCAUCUUCCGUUGAUUCCGACUGACAAAUGCCCGGUGAAAGGAGUGGAUAAAGAAAUGCACUUGUGUGCAGGAUUGACGGAGGGCGGAAAGGAUGCUUGUCAAGGUGACAGUGGUGGGCCAUUAUUGUGCAACGGUACGCAAGUGGGAAUAGUAUCGUGGGGAAUGGGAUGCGCUCGUCCCAAUUUUCCAGGCGUGUAUGCCCGAUUGGACUUGUACUUGGACUGGUUGAACCAAACAGUACGAAAAAAUUACGCAUCGAGAAAUAGUUUUAAUUUAACACUUAUGUUCAUUGCCGCGCUGCCUUUUAUAUUGUAA
Molecule: messenger RNA, 1915 nt
Organism: Colletes gigas
Lineage: Eukaryota; Metazoa; Arthropoda; Insecta; Hymenoptera; Colletidae
Product: trypsin-like
Exons: 4
Coding region: 1145-1915 (256 amino acids)
Biological process (GO): proteolysis
Molecular function (GO): serine-type endopeptidase activity
Source: RefSeq, a predicted model, not a curated record